CAUGAAAAUGCGUUGCUCUCCUUUCACUAGUCGUGUAUGGGGAUAAAUGUCCAUGCAAAGUUUUUCGCGCCAGAUCUCAAUUUACCUGAAUUAGAUUCAGCAGGAGCAGCCUACAAAAAGUGCAUUUUUUAGGAUCUUGAUCUUCAAAUAUGGUGCGCCCACACAAAAGUUCUACUUUAUGCAACCAGUUCCUGGAUUGAAAUGUUUUACCCGAAGCUCUUCGACACGCACGGAUAUUCUGCAACUUGGUCCCAAUACAGAAAAUCGCAUUUGAAUCUGUUUGAUCUAUUGGUUUUCGCGUUCGAACAAAGACAAGCGCGGUCUUGGUAUCGCGCCGCGGUGACUAUCGCUUUUUAGCUUACCCCGACGAUUUGCGCAACUAGCAACAAGGUUAAAAUUGCUUGAUCACUGCCAUCCUACAGUCCAUAAACCUGAAACGCCCAGGAGAAGAAGGAGUUCGGAAGUUUAGAAACAUUUCUCACAGCAUAUUUCCCCAGUGCCCACACCUAGAUCGAUAUUUUCGCCGAUAGAUAUUUCACCUCGUGAAGUUCUCAAAUCGUGGUAAUUGCAUCGUCCUCCCGUUUUUUAAAAAAAGUUUUACUUUUCCUCCCUCCGGUGUUUUUUUCGAAUUGAAAACACUUGAAAAUGUCGAGCGAUCGCAGUGACGACGGCCAGGAAAACCAGGAGCAGUUUACCCUGGAAAACCCGGAUGUGUGCACAAAAUACAGAACGGCGGCGGACAUCGCCAACAAGGCACUGCAGGUCGUCCUGGGCGCGUGCAAGGAGGGAGUGGAGGUCUUCGACCUCUGCAGACUCGGUAAGAGAUGAUUCAAGUAGCAGGAGUGGGCGCAUUUGAUGCCCUUCUCGAAAAGAUUUUUUCCUUGCUGAUCCUGUUUCAAGUACGUUUCCUUGUUCGUAUGGGCAUGAACAAGAGAUACUUUUCAACACGGGAAAACUUACAUGAAAAUGUCUCCACAACAGGCGACGACACGAUUCUGGAGGAAACAGGGAAGGUAUACAACAAAAAGGUGAAAAAAACCGAGGAAGCUGAAGAGAAAGACUCCAAGAACAAAAAGCAGGAUGCGGGAAAAAAGAUGGAAAAAGGUAAUUACAACUAGGCAUAAUGUUCGUAUUCCAUGUCAAUUGCAAUUCUAGCAUUGAGCUCUGAGUCUGACUGGUGUUGCGUUGAUGUUGAUCCGGAAACCGGAAAUUGAAAUUGAAUGCGAAUUUACAGGCAUUGGGUUCCCGACGUGCGUGAGCGUGAACGAGAUUGCGGGCCACAUGAGUCCACUGAAGGGCGAAUCCAAGCCGCUCCGCAGCGGAGACAUCGUCAAAGUCGACCUUGGUGUGCAGAUCGACGGCUUUAUCGCUCAGGUCGCGCACACCAUUCUGCUCCCGCCUGGUACUUACUGUUACCUGAUUUUGUAUGUAAAUGUACGUAUUGCUUUUCUGCUGCCCCCGGAUUAUCUCUCGUGAUAGCGCUAGCAGCAGCAGCAGGCCCUCCACAGAUUACAACGAAAAAAUCAGGUGAGGGAGACUCUCCAAGCCAAAAGGGACAGUUGAACGAAGCCGGAAAGGUCGCGGAUCGCCGAGCGGAUGUCGUCCAAGCCGCCUACACCGCCGCAGAAGCUGCUGUCAGAAUGAUGCAGGUGUGAUAUUUAAACGAUGUGCAAUUGGAGGGUUUUAAUUAUCGUCUGGUGUGGUGAUAUGACACGGAGACGCGCAACAUUGUGCUUCUUGGAAUACCAAGUCCAGUGAUUUUGGAAAUGAUUUUUUUUCGCCUUACGAUGUUCGACAAAAAUCAAAAUGAAAUAUAAUUACCUCCAGGUCGGCAACAAAAACACCCAAGUUACCCAAGUCAUCCAGAAAUCCGCCGAUGAAUUCAAGUGCCAACCGGUCGCAGGUACGAUUUUUUUGGACGAACUUGCAUUGUGCCAUUCAUUUUGUUUGCACUAGAAGCGAGAAGAGUCUGUUUCUUCUUGUUGUCGCCUCUGUGUAAACUUGUUGUGGAAAAAAACUUUUCUUUUUUGGAAAAAACAGGCGUCCUCUCUCACUUGCUGAAGCGUCACGUAAUUGACGACGAGAAGACGAUUUUGGGAAAAGAAACCGACACCGACAAGGUCGACGAGUUCGAAUUCGAAGUCAACCAGGCCUACACCCUGGAUCUUAUGCUCUCCUCCGGCGAUGGAAAGACCAAGGAAAUGGAGUGCCGACACACCGUAUUAUCCAGUUGCAUUUCCGAGAUGUGCUUCGGCUUCGUGUGUUUGAUGCAAUUGCAUGCUUUCUUGUUUGCAUGAGAAAAAAGCUAAGCAGGAGUCCACCUCGAUGGACGAGUAAGUAGUUUUCUCAUCACGUCGAAGGUGCGAUAGCUUUGUUUUGCAUAACUACGCCACAUUCAUUCUUGCAAUUUGGAAUUCCUGCAUCGACUGAAACUACAGGUCUACAAGCGCGCCCAGGAAAACCAGUACAUUUUGAAGACGACAAAGGCCAGACAGUUUAUUUCCGAGGUCGGCAAGCGGUUCCCGUCUUUGCCCUUCUCCCUCGCCAAUAUUGAGGACGAGCAGUGCGCUCGGGUGGGUGUUUCCGAGGCGAAGCGCCACCAAUUGUUGCACGAGUACCCAGUCUUGGCGGAGCGCCCGGGAGAAUACAUCGCCCAGUUCAAAUUCACCGUCUUGCUGCUGCCAGGUAAGGAAUUUUGGAUUUCUUGUUGAAAUCGAUGAACAAGAACAUAAUCUUUGGCAGCGCCUUGCUAUUCCUUUACUUCACUCCAUUUUUGCUCCGCAUGGUGUGUCACGCCCGAUCAUUUUUUCAUUCCACCUUUUUACCAUCAUUUGACAGGCGGCACCAAGAAGAUCACCGGCAUCCCGUUUGCUCAGUCGGAUGUGUUGGAAUCUGGGUACACCGUUGAGGACGAAGGCCUUAAGAAAUUGCUCACCCAGUCGGUCGCCCCGAGGAAAAAGCGCGCCAACAAGAAGAAGGCUGGUGGCGAGGAAGCCCCCGCUGCCGCCGCGUAAGACGCAGUUGCAGUAGUACCGCAGCACGACACAGAAGUAAGAUUUCUACAUCAAGGCAGUACGAUACCUCCGUCAGUUCAUUUUCAGUUAGAACGCUGCUCUCAAAGGAAAGAAAGAAGUUGAAGCAGUGAGCUUUGGUUCUCUGUACGAAGAGAAAAAAAAAGCUUACAAAGGCAACUUCUUAGUCCCUUCAUUUGUUUAAAAUCGAUUUUCUACUACUGCAAUUCGCUACACUUCAUCUCUCUAUCUAAAUGCUAGGACACCUGGUCUCUCGUCUCUUUUUCUAGAUGAUAUCAAGGCACGAAACCUUUGGAUGAAAAACGUUUCCGUCAGCAGGUCUAGAUCUGGUGUGCGAUAUAUGAGACAACUUCAAACGAAAGGAGUAUUCCGCAGAAAAAUGAACCUGAAUGCCACCUGCUUUUCUCAGCUGAAUUUCUAAGAAUCUUUUUGUGAAAUAUGUAAAAACGGAUAGGAAAAACUACGACCAUCGUUUUUGAAGUAUAUCGCGACUGGGUCAACAAUGCCAUCCAGGACACCACUGGUGGCGUUGUUUACAGUCUGCUGGAUUCGCAAGCUCGGAAAAAAAUCCGCAAACUACUGCGACCAAGGCUACUUUUACACUUCCAUACAAGUACAACUCGCAAGACUUUCAAACGACCAGCGAACAAGGAGCUAUACCGCGAGACGGCUCUCGUUAUAUGAACCUUGAUGAUAUGAUUUUCUUCGCAGUCACCGGCACGCUCGCAACGCAACCAAAACAAGAAGUAGAUUUAAGCUCAUGAAGUCAAGUUUCAAAAAAAUCAAAG
Messenger RNA from Amoebophrya sp. A120, 3820 nucleotides. The record is from the annotation of a GenBank genome assembly. NCBI's taxonomy places the organism in Eukaryota, Dinophyceae, Syndiniales, Amoebophryaceae.